Chironomus riparius is the source of this 504-nucleotide messenger RNA. The record is from the annotation of a GenBank genome assembly. Lineage: Eukaryota; Metazoa; Arthropoda; Insecta; Diptera; Chironomidae.
AUGAUAAGGAAGCUACCUAAAAGUUGGGUACGUUUCGGUCUUAAAGUAGGAAUCGCCGGAGCUGUCCUAGAAUUAACAGCAUUAGGAGGAACUUAUUUAUUCUGGAAAAAACUCAAUACUGAUCAAGCAUUUAGAUAUCGUAUCGGUUCAAAUUACCCAGCUGUGCUAGAAGGAUAUUAUAAGAUUGGUGAUUACUGGGAUCCAGAGAAGUCACUAGAAUCAAGAAAAUUUGAUCAAGAAUUCUUCGCAAAAGCAGUCAAAGACAAUACUUCUUUUACCACAAUCGGAUAUGUAUUGAUGAAAUUAACCGAACCUACUCCAGAAAAAUUAAGAGAAAUUCACGGUACAAAAUAUAAAGAUCCAGAAGUUCGCAAAAGAAACGAAUUGAUAUUGAAAAAGUUAAAGGAAUCAGCUGAACGAAAAGAUCCAGUCUACUUGCAACAAUCUACAGAUUCAACUAAUCAAUCAAAUCCACAACAACCAACAAAACGUGAAAUAAUCUAA